Molecule: messenger RNA, 3591 nt
Organism: Periconia digitata
Lineage: Eukaryota; Fungi; Ascomycota; Dothideomycetes; Pleosporales; Periconiaceae
Source: the annotation of a GenBank genome assembly
AACGCCGCCUCCACGCAGCAGCCAGCCUGGAUGGUUGCUUUUUGGGGGGCCAUGGCACACCACUCCAGGCCACCCCACGCCCGCAAUUGCUCUCCGCUGCCCGUCUGCCUCCCUGCCGCUCGGUCCCAGGCGCUCAACCGGUCGCCGCCGACAAGUCAAGUCAUCCAUCCCUCGGGCGGACUGGAUCGUCGUCGCUUACUGUACCCUCCCGUGUCUCUUCGAACCUACAACCCAGGUGCGGGGAGCUAGCUAGUUACCGCAGAGACAGACAAAACACACCUCCACCGAGCGCGACUCUGAAUGCGCCAUUCGGCCUCUACCACGCGCCCACAUCCGCUUCCGCGUCGCAUCAUCCACGGCGUUGCCGGUCGCUGCUGCCCGCUGUCUUAGCCCUUCUGCCAUGCCCGCGUUGUGGUGAUGAUUGGUACCAAGCGCGCUCUCGACGAGGGAGACGACAAUGCAAACCCCUCGCUGCCCACUGCGAAGUCGCUGCCGUCACCGCCAUUACACCCGCCCAGCGCCUCUUCCACCUCGUCCUUCCGAAAUGUUUCCGCAUGCAACAGAUGUCGCUUGAGGAAGAAUCGCUGCGAUCAGCGCUUGCCCAGCUGCAGAAGUUGCGAAAAGGCCAGUGUAAAAUGCGUCGGCUACGACCCCAUCACCAAGAGAGAAAUCCCUCGCAGCUAUGUUUAUUACCUCGAAACUCGGGUUGCAUACCUGGAGUCCCUUCUGCAGGAAAACAGCAUAGCUUACGCCGCGGCUGACCAAUUCGAUCCCGCAUCCCAGGCUGCCAAUGGCUCCACUCCCAGACCUGUCUCGUCCUCUGGAGGACCACCACAUGAAGGAGGCGCCGCAAAGCCACCGUCGACUGACAGAACCAAAGCGGAGAACGACCAAUAUGACCGCAAUAAGCUCGAUAACCUGGUAUCCAACAUCGGCAUGGUUUCGGUUCAGGGCGCGAGUGACCCUAGAUUCCUUGGAUCCACAUCCGGCAUAUCAUUUGCAAGAGUUGUGUUUGCAGCGGUCAAAAGUACUGUCUCCGGGUCAUCAUCCGAACGUGGAAGUGUGAGGGGGAGCAAGUCGUUUAACGCCAACAUUGUCGAAGGCGGGUCCUCGAUGCGCGACAGUUGCUUCGGCCUACAAACAAAGCCUACCUUCCGGCAAGCCCCAUUUCCUGAUAGGGAACUGGGCGCUCGGUUGGUAGAACUUUACUUUGAGCACGCCAAUCCGCAAAUCCCCAUCUUGCAUCGCGGCGAAUUCAUGGAAAUGUUUGAACGCGUGUACGCUUCGGCUCAAGGAAUCCGGACUUCGCGGGAAUCCUACAUGCUCAACAUUGUUUUUGCUAUUGGAGCCGGUAUCAUCAUGGGUAGCUCAGACUCUAGCGAAUCCCCACCCUCCGACGGCGCAAUCAAGUCAAGGUCUUCACCACCGUCAAAUAAAAAGCGGCGUCUUGCAGGCCACCAGCACCAGCCGGAGGAAUAUCACGCCUCCGCCAUUGUGCAUCUUGAAAAUUUUCUCGGUUCCACCCCUGCUGCGGACCGACCGGAUGGGUUUGGGGGAGGACUGGAAGAACUUCAAGCUGUGUUGCUGUUGGCAGGGUUCGCGUUGCUGAGACCGGUUGCGCCAGGCCUCUGGUAUAUUGUCGGCGUCGCUGUUCGUCUCGGUGUUGAUCUUGGCUUGCACUAUGAAGACGGUGUGGGGAUUGAUGGUGGUUCUGGACCGGAUGAAGCGGUGAUCAAGACAGAAGCACCCGAAGGUGACACUUCGACGGUCGGCGGCAGUGGGAAGAAGAUUGGUGCGCGAGAAAGAGGGCGCAGGGAGUGGGUCCGUGAUCUCCGACGAAGACUCUGGUGGUGUGUCUACUCGCUCGAUAGGCUCGUGGGCACUUGUGUCGGACGACCAUUUGGGAUAACUGAUCAGGUCAUCACGACUGAGUUCCCGUCCAUGUUGGACGAUCGUUUCAUCACCAAAGAAGGGUUUUUGGUUCCCGGGGAACACCAACGGCGACCCACAUACAAAGUCGUCUCACAACAUUAUUUCCGGUUGAGACUGCUACAAUCCGAAAUACUGCAGGUGUUACAGCAUCGUCAGACCCAGCAAGUAAGAGCCAGUGGAACCAACCAAGGAAAUGAGUACAUGCACACGAAAUUACCUUCGCCCUUCUUGGCCAAUUUCAUGUCUUUCCGUGCAUGGCGCGCCGAUAUCGAUCGGCGUUUGUCGGAGUGGAGAGACUCGGCGCCGACUCAGCUCGAUGCAGGCGUACAGUUUUCCCCGCUCUUCCUGGAAUUGAACUACUGGCAGGCCAUCAUUAUGCUGUAUAGGCCAAGCCUCGUUGUUCCGACAGAUCUGGUCGCGGAGCUAGGCAACGCCGAUAGUAAUGUCGACAGUCCAUCUGUGAUCAGUGUAGACGAAAACGAAGAUGAAGAUCUCGUGUUUUUCAAAGUGGCUGAGGCAGGACAAAAAGUGUUGAAGCUGUAUCGACAACUGCACAGGGUGCAUUUGGUCAAUUACACCUUUCUAGCGACCCAUCACCUUUUCAUGGCUGGGAUUUCGUUUUUGUAUGCGGUGUGGCACUCACCUGCUGUGCGCAGUCUUUUGUCUUUGGAUGAUGUAGACUUUACGGUUCUUGCAGCAACGUCUGUGCUGGGGGACUUGAUCGACAAAUGCCCACCUGCUGAAGCAUGUCGCGACGCAUUUGACCGCAUGAGCAAAGCCACAAUACAGAUGUGCAUGGCGACGACCGGAUUCGGACCUCAGGCGCUGCGCAGCGGUGCCCAACAGAUGCAGGACGCCGUCCGACCCUCCACUUCACCAAACACAGCAUAUACGUCUACAUCAGAGGCAGAUGCGCGGUCGGAUACGGAGAUGAGCGGAUACCGAGCGGCUGGGUACACCCAGCAUACCCGACGGCCCACCCCACGCUUCGACAUGAAUCUCAAGGAGCUAUUUUCGGAAGACGAAACAGACAAGCAGUCGUUCAGUCGCAUUUCCAACCAAAUCAGCAGCAGCAUGCAGCCACCCCCUCUCCCGGGUCCAGUGCAGCACCAGCGCCAACAACAACCACCAUUGAAGCACGAACUUCCGCCCCAGCAGCAGCAGCAGUUGAUGCAACCUUUCUCCGCCAACCUCAAAAUCUCCCCACAACUGCAUUUUCAACAGCAGCAAGGAUACCCCUUCCAAAACCUCCCGCCUUCCCCCCAGUACCAACAGCAGCAACAAACCCCGUCAUCCACAACACCAACCCUCUCUCCACCAAUCCCUCAAACCUCCCUUCCACCUACUUUCCAACAACCACAAGCACAACAGAUGCCCCCUUACAACACAUACUCCUCGUAUCCAACAACCCUUGGCUUCUCGGACCUCGACUUUCUAGAUUCAUUCCCGAUGCAAGGCUUCUCAGACGACGCCAACAACAACACAUCCAAUAAUGACGGUGAAGCCGGAGGUGCAGGCAGUGGCUCGCAGGACAUUGGGUUCGGAAGCAUGGGGUUCGGACUUGGGCUUGGCAGCGAUGGUACGCAUGAUUGGAGCGAUGGGAACGGGUUUGAUUUGUUCGAAGGGUUUUUCUUCGGACCAGGGGGUACGGGGAUGUGA